AUGGGAGGCUCAGAUGACAAGCAAGAACCAUGGGGCCUUCGAUGGCGAUCGUCCACAUAUUUCAUUGUCGCCGCAAUGGCAGUCGCCUUGCUCACUGACAUGUAUCUCUAUGGAUUCCUUGUUCCGCUACUUCCUUACGUACUGGAGCAUCGACUAGGACUUGAUGUCUCACUCACUCAACGUAUCAGCACAGCGCUGCUAUCCCAAAGUGCGCUUAUCAUGGUCAUUGCAAGUCCCUUGAUCGGAUCCCAUGCGGAUCGGUCGGGCGCCAAACGGGGCUGGCUGCUGUUCGGCCUAGGAGGUGCUCUGGUGAGCUCUUUGAUCAUCGCAUUGGCGAGUUCAUUGUUCACUCUCUUUGCCGGGCGUCUUUUACAGUCCGCGGCCAGUACAGUCAUCUGGGUUGUAGGCUUUGCAACCCUUGCUGACAAUGUCCCUGCCGACCAACUGGGCAAGAUGUAUGGCUUCGUAACUAUCGCCGUUGCCAUAGGCACAUCGGGCGGUCCACUUGUGGCCGGUGUACUGUUCGAUUUUGGUGGCUACUGGGUAGCCUGGUCAAGCGUACUCUUCGUCAUUGUGUUCGAUGUGAUCCUGCGAUGUCUCAUGCUGGAGCAACCGCGCGGUCAGAGGGAGAUCUCUCGCCCGGAGCGGGAUGGUCAGGACCCAGAGAGGGAUGCACUCCUGCCGCCAUCAACCCCGGAGCAGCCGAUAACCGGCCAAGAUAGGGUUACCGAAAAGACAGGGAUACAUUUCUAUUUAUGCAUGUUUGGCAACGGUCGCUUCGUCGGCGGCGUCGUGAGUUAUUUUUGCUAUGCCGUUUUGACCACCAGCUUCGACGCCACGCUCCCUCUCCAUGUGCGUGAUGUAUUCGGGUGGGGGAGCCUCCCCACGGGGCUGUUGUUCGCCGCAUUCCAAGGUCCGGCUAUCUUUCUCGGUGUUCCUGUUGGCUGGCUGAAAGACCGGAUUGGUACUCGGAACCCGACCACGAUCGGUUUCGCUCUUCUGGCGCCUCUGAUUUGGCUGAUGGCUGUUCCCGGUGACGAACGGUUCCCCUGGGCAAGCCCGGAUGGGUUUGGUGCGAUCAUCUACUGCGCCGCGAUGCUUAGUAUCGGUGUUGUGAUAUGUCUGCUCAAUGGAGUGGGCAUGAUGGAAGCCACUCAAGCUGUUGAUGAAAUCCAGGAGAAAUAUCCUGGUAUCUUUGGCCCGAAUGGAGGGUAUUCCAGGGCGAUAUCAGUGUCUAGUAUCAGCUGGACAUCGGGGAUGUUUGUUGGUCCCAUCAUCGCUGGUUAUGGGACGGAAACAGUCGGGUUCUAUGGAAUCAAUUGUGUAUUGGGUCUCGGGGAUGUGCGCGCUAUGUUCUUUCAUCGCGUUUUGGAACUUGAAAUCAUCCGUGCCCCAGCGAUCGACCCGUCAGAAGCGUUCUGA
Penicillium bovifimosum is the source of this 1422-nucleotide messenger RNA. RefSeq lists its product as uncharacterized. The record is from RefSeq and is a predicted model, not a curated record. The transcript has 5 exons. The coding region runs from base 1 to 1422 and encodes 473 amino acids. Gene Ontology annotation, molecular function: transmembrane transporter activity. Gene Ontology annotation, biological process: transmembrane transport. NCBI's taxonomy places the organism in Eukaryota, Fungi, Ascomycota, Eurotiomycetes, Eurotiales, Aspergillaceae.